CACAUGUUCCAAAUUACUGAGAUUACCUGCACAAGGAAAGUGAUCAAAGGGAGUUCUGAGUUUGUUCUUGGGCCUCACCUAUGCUCAAAUCAUAUUUUAACUCGUGAAAAGGGGAGUUCGGUGCUCGGAGCUCGCUCUCUUGUAUCAGCAUUAUUGUGUAGAGUAAUUUUAGUAUUAUCACAUGCUUUCACACCUUUCAACCCAAGAAUGGUGAAGGUAUUGCAGCCCCGAAAUUUUUUAACGGUCCAGCAACCGCUACUCAGGCAUCUCUGCAUUCGUACCUAAAUUUAUCAGAAUCAAAGGAUUAGUAUCAAUGGCGAAAAGAAGGGCUAAAAAGACGGUUAAGGAAGCCGCAGCCUCAUCGCCGGCCCUCAAUGAAAAUUGUGGCCACGUGAAGGCUACCCAAAUUGAGGACAAAGAAGCUGCAAUUUUGGUCCAAGACGUUGAGAGAAGAAUUGGUGCUGUUAGGGCCAUGCGUGAUGUGGAGAUUGAGCAUUCGCUAACAGCCUUGCAUUUGCUCCGUUCCUACUUUAGUGAGGAGCAGCUUCAAUUACCUGUGCUUCAGUUUUUUAAAGAGAACCUACUGAAUCUGUCCAUUGUGAAAAAUGAAGAAAAUGGACAGUGUGAGGUGAAAUGGAAUGAUAGAGAUGGAAAUUUAAAUAUGAACCAUGGUGAUGAGAGAGACAUAAAUGCUUCCCUUCUCCAUCGCUUAUCCAUGGUUCAUCCUAACUGCUCCAAUAUCUCAUUGUUUGGUGGCAUUGAUUUGCCAAGUGAAGCGAAAACAAGCCUCUUUGGUGCUGAUAAUCUGAAGUUCAGGGACUUUCUUAUGGAGGAUCCAUCUGACUAUCAGAUGCCUGGGAUGCAUAGUGGUCUCAAAACUCCUGGGGUGAGCAGCCAGAGGUUGUCUAUUGGCAUGACACCCAAAACUCUACGAGUUCCUAAACCUGGUGAGAUGCUUCUUUCUGUCCAUGGCUCUCCCCUCGGUGUCUACAAAGACGAUAACAUGGAAGCCAUACAUGAGUCAGAAGAGGGUUGAUUUCCUUCAAAACUUUCAAUUAGCCGUUAUUCAAGGAUAUACAACAUUUGUGAUGCGAAGAUGGUUUCCUAGUACUUCUUCUAGCCUUGUAUGAACAGCCCUGUACUAUAUGUUUUGAUUUUUCCCUGUAAUGCGUGACAUUGUGAUUUAGAUCCAAUAUGCAGUUAUGUCCCUUGAUCGGGUUUGGUAAUGACAGAAGAUAUUCGGGCGAUAUUACAUUUCUAAUACGCUUUCAUGAGCUCAUAGGUUAGUAUUUAAAACUUCUGCAACAGGAGGAAACAUUUUGAAUUCAUUGAAUGUUUGCAAUUGCGGCUGACUAAAUUUCCGCUGUAUUUUUGUAGUUAUGUUGGAUUCAGGAUUUAGCAAUAACAGAGAAAAUUUUCUGUUGCACUUAGUAAAGUACACUAUAUUCCAUCAGCCGCUAACCCGAGGGUCAACUAUCCCAGUGGUCGAGUUGGGUUUGUUGGUCGGAGAUGAAAUCUUCUAGCUGAAUUUUUUUAGCCUAAUCUCAUAUUUGUUUUUCCUAAUAUCAUUUUUUUUUUUUUAAAAAAGUAAUGUUAAUUGGUGAGUUUACAUAAUCAUAAAAAUAAUGUUAAUUACUGGGUUUCUUAACUCAAAUUGAACGUGAAAAAGACAUAGAAUGUUUCGGGAUUAUAUUCAACGGUCCAUAAUUUUCAUAUUUUUUUUCACAUUCAAUUUGAUUUUUUUGGGACAAAAAAAUACCAUUGGAGAUCAAUGAUUUUUUAAUAAAAAAAAUUUGUAGUGUCUUUGACAGCCACUACAGCAGGGUCUGCUGUAGGACCCCCGCUCAUCCUCCUAUGCUCCCCUAUUUAUCAGUUCUACUAGGAAAAAAAAACCAUGUCUUCCUUUCCCCUUUUGAAGCCAGAAAAGUUGCAUCCUGUUUCUCAGCCAGUGAACUCUUCUUCAGGAGAAGAAUGGAUGCCAUUUCUAUGUUGUCUAGUCCGAAAAAACAGAAGAUAGAUGAAGGGGAUAAUGUGGAUGCCAUUUGGAAAAGGUGCUUCUUCUCCAUUCUUUAGAUAUUCAAAUGUACUUCCAUCUCUCACUUGAUGAUUCUUUGCAUGGGUUAUGUGUCAAUUCUUGGAUCUUUGCUGCUGUUAGACGACUAGUUCAAGAGCUUUCUCUCUCAACCCCUUCACAAGCAAAACUUUUGUUGUCCCAUUGUCUUUGUACAUGCAAAACAUUAAGCACAUUGAAUGUGAACUUGUCAUGUGGCUUAGAGCUUCCUAGAACCAUUUGCCUUCAUACUUUACAUCUUAGUCACGUUAAGUUUGCCGAUGACGCUUCCAUCCAUAAAUUAUUUUCUGGUCUUCCAGUCCUUAAAGAGUUGCAAUUGGCUGGCUGCGGAUGAAAAGAAGAGUGCUACAAUCUCGAUCCCAACCCCUGAGAACUUAAUUUUGGAUCAGAGUGGUUCUCUCAACCUGGUGAAGUCAAGUCGAUUGGGGAUUUAUAAGUGCAUUCUCUUGUGUGCGUUUGUGAUUUAGGGUGUUCCUUUUGUAUGCUUGAUUCUCUAUUGUGAAUUUUAGAGGGGUUUGUAAUAAGGGUUUCCUUGUUAAAUCGAUGUCUCCAUUUUUGUUUACAUGUUUGAUUAUGCAUCCGCGUAUUUUAUGGAGAUUGUCAAUGGUUUAUUGUGAAUUUGUGAUUGAA
Messenger RNA from Tripterygium wilfordii, 2701 nucleotides. RefSeq lists its product as uncharacterized. The transcript has 8 exons. The record is from RefSeq and is a predicted model, not a curated record. Bases 314 to 1036 code for a protein of 240 amino acids. NCBI's taxonomy places the organism in Eukaryota, Viridiplantae, Streptophyta, Magnoliopsida, Celastrales, Celastraceae.